Molecule: messenger RNA, 1863 nt
Organism: Euleptes europaea (tarantolino)
Lineage: Eukaryota; Metazoa; Chordata; Lepidosauria; Squamata; Sphaerodactylidae
Product: transmembrane protein 68-like
Exons: 13
Coding region: 1-1863 (620 amino acids)
Cellular component (GO): membrane
Molecular function (GO): acyltransferase activity
Source: RefSeq, a predicted model, not a curated record
AUGAGAUGGGGAGCUCUGGUCCCUACGCUUCGGUUGAGAGCGGCAGCUGGUGGACCCCCGGACGUGCUGGUUGUACAAUUGGGCGAGAAUGACCUGGGACAGAUGCGCAGCAUCGACCUACGGGCGGCGGCAUCUGAUGACCUGCGCACCCUGGCGGCGGAAUGGCGCAACACUGGCCUCCUGUGGUCUGACCUGCUAGAAAGACGGUCCUGGCGAGGUGCAGUGGAUCCAGUGAAAGUGGACAGGGCCAGGCAGAAAGUCACGUCAGCGUUGGGGAAUGUAGUCAUCGCUGUGGGUGGUCAGGGUCUUGGAUCUAAGGACUGUCCUGUGACCGGCCCUUCCCGGGGCAUCGCAGACUCGUCCCCACUCCCACCGCUCACCUGGCACCCGGGAGAACCGGGAGGCGGCCGCAUCAACCCGCAAGCAAGGAAGGGAGACGGGGUCUGGCCGGGAAGGAGGCCGAAUGGCCGGCGCCCGGACGGGGGAUCAAGCAGAGGUCCCGGGGAGAUGCGCUGUCCAGAGCCGGCCAGAACCCCGGAACGCGACGGACCGCUGCUGGAUCAGGUGCCAGGAACCGCGCCCAUCAGCCAGCUGAGUGGCGGCAGGAACCAGAACAGCAAUGAUGCUCAUAGCUCCCUAUUGGCCACAGUGUUUUCUGUUUCCCAGUCUGUGGAUUACUUCUGCUGGGGAUUUGGGAUACUUCCUCAAGAAGAGGAUCAUGAGAUGCCUACAGUUACAGCAAUCAGCCAGCAGGAGUCAGCAAAAGCUCUCUGCAGAGAGUUGGAAGAUUUACCUGUAGGCUUUGAUACAGUGGACCAUGACAUCUUGUUAAGGCACACGGGGCAGAAGAAAGACGAGUUGUACAGAGAAAUAGUGGAAGAAAUGUCUAGACAGGAAAUGAUAAGUAGAAAUGAAACUUUUACUUCAGUGCCAGAUUUCACAUCCUAUCUAUUAGGAGAAUGGACAAGUAUUGAUGGUUUCCUGAUUCUUCAUAUGGUUGUAAACUUGACAAUGAUCUUAGCAGUCAUUUCAAUUACUGUCCCCUUUAUUCUAACUGGUGUUUGUUAUACUAGUGCAUUUUUCGUACUAAUAUAUCAGAAAGUUAACAAACUAAGCAAUGAUUAUUCUAGUACAUCGUGGGACAAUGCCAGACUAAUUAUUGCUCACGGGCUCACCGGACUUGGAAAAAUACUGCAUGGAUAUGAGAUUCACGGUACAGAAAAAAUACCACAAGGGCCAGGUCUCAUUGUUUACUACCAUGGAGCUAUCCCUAUUGAUUACUCAUUUUUUUUUGCUGAUCGACUUAUUAAGAAGGGGCAACGCUGUUAUUCAGUAGUCGAUCACUUUCUCUUUAGAUCACCAGGUUUAAAAACAUUAUUAAGGAUAAUGAAUUUCACAACAGGUCCAAGAGAAGAAUGUCUGAACAUUCUUAAGAAUGGCAAUUUAUUAGGUAUUUCACCAGGAGGAGUUCGAGAAGCUUUGUUUAGUAACAGACGCUACAAACUUCUAUGGGGCAAACGUACAGGCUUUGCUCAGCUAGCUAUUGAUGCUAAAGUGGCCAUCAUCCCAAUGUUUACAGAAAAUGUCCGUGAUGGGUAUAGGACACUUGGAUAUAUAUGGCCAUUGAGAUGGCUGUAUGAGCGCACUCGAUUACCACUUGUUCCUAUUUAUGGAUUUUUUCCUGUCAAGUUUCGAACACAUAUAGGAGAGCCCAUACCUUAUGAUCCAAACAUAACUUCUGAUGAACUAGCUAAGAAGACAAAAAUUGCAAUAGAAGCUCUAAUACGCAGACACCAAAAAAAAUCUGGAAAUGUAAUAACAGCUAUUUUGGAUAGAUUUCAUAAGCAACAGAAACCAGACUAA